CCACCCAAUCGCAUCUAAUGCACAGUCAUUUAACACUUUUCGGAGUUGCUAGAAUGCCAAUUUUUUUUGACAUACCGAUCGCUAUGUUUUCCUUUCACAUUACAACGCAUCUUAGCGUUUCGUUUGUAACGCGUUAAUAUUGCCGCGAAACGAGGUGCACAUUCUCGAUUAGAUUGACCGAUAUCUUCCAUGUCGCACGUGUGUCUCAUCGGUUUAAAAUUGAUCCAAUCUGAUAAUGUAAUGAGAAUGACUAGUUUUUGGAAAACAGCAGUAAAGAAAAACUCGUCUGAUUUUUGACAGAAGUUUUUCAUUCGCUUUUACAAACAAAUCCCCGCGAUAGCGAGCGCGUUAUGGAUUUUCGUUGGCGUUAAGUAUAGCGUUGACAAUAAGCAUAGCUGUGUCGCAAUGCUAAUGGCAGUGAGAGGGAAUCUCGACUGUGUAACUCACCUGUAAAGAUGAAUGCAAGAUGAGAUUCAAUAAGCAGGAACUAUUAACACUGGCCACGCAGCCUUCACAGAAAUUCGAGAAAGAAGGUGUCCUGUAUUUGAGAGAACGACAAGAAGGCUUCUUUCGCAGAACAGAAAGUACAGGUAAAAAACCCGAGAACAAAAAUCAAAGAGGAAGAUCGCAUAAGAGUCUACGAAACCUCAAUUGCGUUACAGCCGGCGCGAGCAAAGUAAGUCUCGAACGAUGGUGCAGAUUGCGAGGCAAUCUUUUGUUCUAUUUCAAAUCGCGAGAGCAGUGGUCGGAGCCGCUGGGGGUGAUCAUACUGGAGCAGUGUACGGUCCGCAUAGAUCCGCCCAGCAAUCACGUCCCUUAUGGAUUCAGUAUAGUUUUCGACGGAGGCUUGUUUCAACAGCUAGGCGCCAACACUGCCGAAGAACGGGACAGCUGGUUGCAAGCAUUGCAGCUGGCCAGUUACGAGUGCAUGCGAAGUCAAUUGCUAUCGUUGCGACAGCGCAUCGAGGCUUUCAGCGAACACAAGCACGACACCGACAUUCAAAUGUUGCGGUUGCAACGUGGGACUUUCACAGAUCCGGCGGAAGUACCAAUGUGCGAGAUAUCAUUAGCCUGCGAUAAUCUAUUAUGCGAUGGACACGGUCGACCACCUACUCCCGUUUUAGAGAUAGAUGUACAGUCAAGAUCUUCCAAGACUUGGAUUAAAUACGCACGAACGGAAGUCGUUGAGCGAAGUAGUAAUCCAAAUUUUUUAACUACGGUAAGUUUUCGAGCUAGCGAUGGUUUGACCACUGAAACGAAAAUUAGAAUAACCGCAUACGACGUCAGGGAAAUGUUCAACAUAGUACAAGACACUCCGAGAUUAAGGAUACCAUUAAAAUCAGCGAGAACAACGACAGUCGGAUUUUUAACGAUUAAUGUGUGGAACCUGGAAGCCGAAGAUAAAGGGAAUAGCACAGAAAGUACACCAUCACGGAAUGCAGUAUACAAUAGUAACAAUCAACAACAGUUGCCUUCGCACAGACGUUCCCAGUCGUUACCUCCAAGACUAGGGACGAAAAUCAAGUUUCCACAUCAAGGCCAGUUGAAACUUUUGUUUGCAAAUCCAUUUGUCCAGACUUACAGAUUCCAUUCUGGACUAGGCGGUGAUAUUUGCGUACACGAGAUUAUGGCGGAGAGCAAGCUCUGUUUCCAGUUUCCCCAGCAUUUAUUGGGUAUUUGGAUACAGGAGGAAAAGGAAUUGCUACAAGAGGUAGCUGGAAUGGGAGAAUUGAGGGAGCCUUGGCAUACGAAGCAAAUUGAAUUGCUCGAUCGUCAUCUUCAUUUGUUACAUCUGUAUUCUCAAGCCAAAGAAAACUUAGCUGCUUAUAAAGGAAAUUAUUUCAAACAGUCAUCGCGGAAAAAUGAUCGUGUUCUCGAAUUCGCGCCUUUGAAUUUGCAUCUUCAAAGAAUGUGGGUUCACAAUGACACAUUGAACAAAUGCGGAUUUUACGAUUUUAUUAGCGUAGGAGCAUUCACCGCUCAUUCCCACAAAAGCAAAAACGGCGGACUCAUAAGAUUGGUGCAGGCACUAAAGGAGUCGCCCAUGCGAAGUAAUCAACUCUAUCAAGGAACAUCCAAGAUUACAAUGGCACAUGACGCAAUCCAAGCGAUCAAACAAUUACGCCGGGACGUUGUAGAGGCAAUGAGAUCCUUGAUGAAACUCGCCAAGGAGAAACAAACGAGCGGCAUGCUACCGAUAUGCGAGGAUAUGAUUACGAAGACCAGGAUUUUACUUAGUCUCUGGGAUCCAGGCUUGGUGGAAGAGGCGUUAACGUUUCUGGAAGAAUACAAAGUUGCGAAGGUUCAGGAAGAUUCGACCACAUCGGAUGACACUUUGACAUUAGACUUCAAGAUCAAUCAAUCUUUAUCACCAUUCAAACGGAUUACCCAGCAGCUGAACUUUGAUCUGAGGAGUCCCGAUUUUGACGAUUUUGUUACGCCUGAUACUCCCGAAUGUAUGCAGGAUAUUUGGUCGAAAAGUAACAUUAAAAAUGGUGAAUACGCUCCCAUAUCAUACUCAAGAAAUGAUGCACCCAACAAUAAUGCCGGCGAGGGCGACAUUGCAGAAGAGAAUUUCGUAAUAUUUCCGGAUGUGGAGGACUACCCCAAACAAACAGAAACAGAGCAGACUGACGAGAAUCUUCAGCGAAAUUAUGAUAACGAAAGAAAAGAGAGUUACGACGAAGAGAAGGAGGACUUGAAGAAUGAUGCCGAUCCGUGCAAGCGUUUUCUAGAUACGCAAAAGAUGUGCAAUUCACCGUCUGCGAAUUAUUACAAACCUACAGACGAGCCGGAGCCGUGGGAUCUCACUCAGUUGAAUAUCGAGGCAAGCGUUAUGUGCCUCGUGUCAAAGGUGAAGUUUCUCUGCGGCAGAUGCAGCAGUCCGGCUGUACGUCUACGCAAUAAAGGUAGCUUAGGCAGGUCGCAGAGUCUCAAAGGUUGCCUGCCGAGUAAUCGGCACAACACCGAAGUCGUUACCAUUCAACCGAAGAACGGACUCAAGUGCGAAGAAUCAAACAAAUUGCUGGACGAGUCGAACGAACAGCGGCAGCAGUCCAGUCCGGGAUUGGAGAAACCGGCGUUCUCCAAAGCGAAAGAAGGGAUAACCGAUACUUAUUGUAACUCGUCUUCCAAUGAAGUGUGCCAAGCGGUCGAUUCGAUGACGCGUGUGAUCAAAAGUAAUUCGGGACAGAGGAAUAAAUUCACCGAGGGUCUGGACUUCGCAUCGAUUGUCGAUUGGACGAGCGAGCUGAGACCGAGCAUGAAAAAGUUGCGGCAAGCUAUGGACGGACUGUUAAAAACUGCUAGACUAACGCAUUCCGUGUUUCGUGUACAGGAAGAUCCGAAAACGGCGCAGCGUGCGUGCAACGUUCGCUAUAGACGAGAUGUUUGCUUCAGUCAAGCACUAACUGCCUUGGUAACAGGCAUAAUGGCGAAACUGUGGUGCCAACGACCCGAUCCGAUGUUUCUGCUAAUACUUACAACUCUGGGACCAUUAGUUUCCUUCGAAGGCCUUCUUAGUUAUUACGGAGACGAAAUAGAUAUGUGGGGUGAUAUGGCCGUAGCGGUCGAAGAUACGCACACCGUCACAUUCACUCUGUCCAGAUGUGGCAUCCAACACAGAAUCGGGGGGAAUGCUAACGCGUUCCAACUUCCUCUACCGCGCGUAGUAGGAUCGCGGAGUGCACUGACGGUGAUACUUCCGGUUCCUGAUGCGAUUUAUUCUCUCCUGCCAUUAGUACCAUCGUCUCGACAAACAUUAUCGUUCAACGUGACUCCGGUAUUUUUCAACAUUGGCAUUAAUGAGAUGGCUUCCUUGGCCGAGAGCCUCGGCACUACGAAGCCGCAAGAGAAAAGUAAUAUGGAUAACUUUGACAGGCUGAACGAGUAUUAUUUGAGAUUUAAGAAACUGAAUCUACCGACGGAACCUACAUCCACGCGUUUUGCUGCUAGAUCGAUCCUAGGCCAUACAUUGUCGGAUAUGAUGGUCAAUUUAAAGAUGUGCGUGCAAGAGAAAGUCAAUAAAAAUGUAGAGAUCUUGCAAUUAUCCUCGCAAAUAUGCCGAAAAAUGCGCGGUUUGAGAUUCACUAGCUGCAAGAGCGCGAAAGAUCGAACUGGUAUGUCGAUUACCCUCGAACAGGUCAAUAUAUUGUCGUCAGAGUAUCAUCUGGCUGAGGACGAGUAUAUGAGAGCCCUCGAUUGUAUGCGAAGCGAGGGCUGCCGUCGGGAGAAUACGUGGAAGAACAUAGGUGUACGUAAGUACGCGUUUAAUAGCUUGCAGAUUCUGACGUUGCCCAGACUCUAUCGACCGCCGACUGGUACGUACGGAUCUGCCCAAUCUUAAGGAAUUCAAUUAGCGUAAAGUACGCAUAUAUUACGUGAAAUUAAAUUCGACUCUUUCUGGCUGUGUAAUCACGGAUUAACUUCCGUAGUAUGUGCUAUAAGUAUGUAGUACUUAUUACAAAGUAACAGAUGUUGAACGUCGAGAUCGUCGUUCAGGUAAAAAAGUGAUUCUUUAGAGAAUUUAUUGGGGACACGCGACUGGCACACGACUGGCACGUGUUAGGCAUACGAAAUGCAAUCAGGGGCGUAGCAAUAGGAUAGCAAUAGGUUAGCAAAAGAAAAGUGAUGCUUUUAGGUUUUCUCGUUAAAUUUUUUCUUUCUACGCAUUUUAAGAUUCAAGUAAUUAUUAGCUAUAUAAUUAUAGCUAUAUAGAAAUUACAAGUUUUGUUGUCGAGUCUAAUAACAGUAGCUAUGCCCCCUCCUCUCGAAAGCACUAUGUAAGUGCAUUAUUACCUAAAUUUGCAACGCAGAGCAGACACGAAUGCAAGCUCGAGUAUGUAACAAAGUAAGCGAUAAAUUAUUUAUGUAAUACGUAUUGUAACGAGGUUGGCUGGAAUGCAGGAAAUGAAUCGGAUUAGAAUAAAAACUUUCCCGCCGAUUUCUUUUUAUUCAUUUCUCGACUUUUAAAUGAUUCUUCCAGUGUCAUUAAAUAGCAAUUACUCUUCCAUUCCGUUUUUAUUUCUUUUGUGAUGCAAGUUUUUAAUUUUGAUCCGAUUCACAUCCUUUACUCCAAUUCGCAAUUGUUGGCGAGUUUUUGCAAUACAAUGCUUUGAAUAUCGUAAACGUUAAACAUCAUCAAUUUGACGCAAAUAUAUUUCGUGAAGAAUGUUGAUAAGUCAUAAAUUAUCACAGCAGUUUCCAUCUCAGAUUUGCACUAUUAUACGUGAUAUUUAACGCUUGUUAUAUUCGCAAAACACGGUAUUGCAAAAGGUCUUUAUUAUAUUUAAUUGAAUUUAUCGUGUUUGUUGAAUUGUCGAUUAUUCGCCUUUACGGAAAUAAGUAGCUCGGUGCCAUCUUUUGCCAUAUAAUUACUUACGGAAUAUUCGAUAAUAUUAGCGUCAUUCGAAGAAAUUUCGUGAUAUCGCGUAAAUAUUGUUCGAGAACAAACGGCGUUGUAUUUAACGGGAGAACGCUAUUCUUCCUCGCACGAGUUUGCAUGUGUGUGGAAAAAUUAUCGUGUUAUAUCCAACACUUUAUCGUACAAAAGAUCCCAGACACGAAUAGACAUAUAGUCGUAUUUACAUCACUCCAAUUGAAUAAUCUAUUAACGCGUUACCGUAAAUAUAGACGGUAGAUUCCAAUUGGUUGGAGAUAUACAUUGUUUUCAAUAAAUUAUUAAUUUUACCCGAUGU
Messenger RNA from Formica exsecta, 5696 nucleotides. RefSeq names its product type I inositol 3,4-bisphosphate 4-phosphatase. Gene Ontology annotation, cellular component: cytoplasm. NCBI's taxonomy places the organism in Eukaryota, Metazoa, Arthropoda, Insecta, Hymenoptera, Formicidae. Bases 467 to 4345 code for a protein of 1292 amino acids. Gene Ontology annotation, molecular function: phosphatidylinositol-3,4-bisphosphate 4-phosphatase activity. The record is from RefSeq and is a predicted model, not a curated record. The transcript has 19 exons.